AUGUUUAUCAACCUGGCAAAGCCCCAGACUGACACGGCGGCCGUCUUUUCCCGCGACAAUGUCUUCGCCAGCUCGCCCGCAGCUGCAGCAGCCCUCGCGCCGUGGUGCUUCCACCUGAAUCAGAUCAACAUAGCACACUUCCUCGGCCACCAGCCGCCGGCGCCCCACGACAUGUCUUUCAACAACAGCAGCAACAACAACAAUAACAGGCCGAUGUCUCUGAACAGCGGGUGGUCCCAGCAGCCCGGGAUGGUGGCCAAGCAAGACGGACCACAACAACUUGAACAUGAACAUGGCGUCCCGAUGUACGGUACCGGGUACUACCCCGAGAACACGCCUGAUAGCGUGCCGCUCUCGACCACAGAUGAACACACGGCACUGACGGCGGGCAAUCGCGCCUCUGGCUCAUCCUACGUCAAUCAAAAUGUCUCGCCCUACCCGGGUGCUGCAAACGUGGUGCCAACGGGCUCCGAGCUCCUGGAUCCGUCCACCACCUACUGGCAGCUGGUCCCGCCACCGGGCCUGGCACCCCCGGCUCCUCCUUCGUUUGCGCCGCCGCCCCAUCAUCUUCUGAGCCAUCUCCACGACGGCGGGGGGGACCACCACCCGAUCUGGCAGCAGCACCCGGGCAGCAACAACACCAACCCUGCCGCGUUUGAGUACCACGGCGGCGGGCACUACACGUUGGAUGUCCACGCCGCCAGCGUGCUGCCGCAAACCGUCUUCCGGCCCGGGGGCGAGGAACAACUCCCCGACCUGCUGCACCCCCUCGCUUCUUCUGCGAUGCCCGCCGCCGAAAGGGAGCAGUGCCAGCAGCAGCAGCCGACCAGCAACGCCAACCCCCAUCAACUCGAAUAUUCCUCCUCGGGCAUGCUCGAGGGGGUCGAAGCCAUGGUGUUGAGCGACGAGACCACUGGCUACCCGCCCGAGUACGACCGCGGCGGAGUAGUAAUGCUUGCCAGCGGCAGCAACUGGGCGGUGGCGGCGGAGCCAUCAUCAAUAGCAUCAUCAGGGACAGCCGCCGCCGCCGCCGCCGCCGCUGCUGCUGCUGCGUGCGAAGAAGGCAAGACGGUCUCGCCCAAGCUGCUGCGCCUGCGGCAGACGCCGUCCCCGGCCGCGUCGUGUGAGGGCCUCCGCACGAGCUUCAUGAUGCCGAUGCCCGGGUCGGCUGAACUUGACGCCCACGCAUUCUCAGUCCAUCAUCAUCAUCAUCAUCAUCACGAACCCUUUGUGCCCUCGCAACUUGCUACGAGUACGAGUAGUAGUAGCACGAGACCAGGAGGAGCUGGACUUGUACAAGUACCAACUACUACUAGUAGUAUGAGAAAGUCGCGCAAGCGGCUGCCAGACAUGACAUUGACGUCGACGACGGGCUGCCAGCGGCUGAAUCCGACCAUCCUCCCAUCUUCUUCUUCUUCUUGUUCUUCGAGACGCCGCAAAUCCACCACGUCCACCAGUGAUCCGCCGCCGCCGCCGCCGUCGUGGUCGCCCCCGGCCAGAAGGCUGACGCGGCUCCGGCCCAAGCCCAAGCCCGAGCAGCAGGCUCAGCAGCAGCAGCAGCAGCACCACUCAUCUCCCUCGGCAGCAGCAGCCGCAGCGCUGGGAUCAUUGGGAAGCAAGAGCAGCGUCGUCGUCGACCUGGCGGACCGCAUAUCCAAGGACGACUUCCUCGUGCGUCAGAAGCAGCUGGGCCUGACAUACAAGGAGAUCCGGCGGAUGGGCGGCUUUACCGAGGCCGAGUCGACGCUGAGGGGGAGGUAUCGCACGCUGACCAAGAGUCGGGAGGCGAGGGUUAGGAAGCCCGAGUGGUCUGAGAAGGAUCUACGCCUCCUAGAAAAAGCAGUCCGCACCCUCGCCCCUAACAACAUGCUCACCCCCUCCCCCUCCCUCUCCUCCCCCCCACACGGCGCCUCCUCCUCCUCCCCAAUCCCAUCAUCAUCCGCCAAAGUCCCCUGGAAGAAAGUCGCAGAAUACAUCGUGACCCACGGCGGGACCUACCACUUCGGCAACUCGACCUGCCGCAAGCGCUGGGACGAGCUGGUGCGCGAGCAGGCCGCGAGGGGGAAGAGUCUGCGCGAGGGGUGGUUUUUCUUUGAUGAUGAUGAUGAUGACGAGGAGGAUGGUGAUGGUGAGGGGGAUGAUGAGAGUCAUGAUGGUGGUGGUGACGGUGGCGGUGAACAUAACGGGGAUGACGAGCGGGCGGUUGGUUGGUAG
Messenger RNA from Chaetomium strumarium, 2214 nucleotides. RefSeq lists its product as uncharacterized. Bases 1 to 2214 code for a protein of 737 amino acids. Lineage: Eukaryota; Fungi; Ascomycota; Sordariomycetes; Sordariales; Chaetomiaceae. The record is from RefSeq and is a predicted model, not a curated record. The transcript is spliced from 3 exons.